This is a messenger RNA of Aspergillus luchuensis, 1272 nucleotides long. Its product is annotated as aminotransferase class I/II-fold pyridoxal phosphate-dependent enzyme. The record is from RefSeq and is a predicted model, not a curated record. The coding region runs from base 1 to 1272 and encodes 423 amino acids. The transcript has 3 exons. Gene Ontology annotation, biological process: biosynthetic process. Lineage: Eukaryota; Fungi; Ascomycota; Eurotiomycetes; Eurotiales; Aspergillaceae. Gene Ontology annotation, molecular function: pyridoxal phosphate binding.
AUGCCCUCCUCCAACCCCAAUCCCAAUUCAAAUCCUAGUACCCUCCUCACCUCCCUCCGCACAGCCCUCCAACACCGCAAAUCCAAGAACUCCCUCCGCCGUCUAACCCUCGUCCCCCCCACCUCCACGGACUUCUCCUCGAACGACUUCCUCUCCCUCAGCACCUCCCCCCUCUUCCGCGCGCGCUACACCACCCACCUCUCCAGCGCACCCCCCUUCUACCCCUUCGCCUCGGGCGGCUCCCGCCUCCUAACCGGCAACUCGCCCUACGCCGAAGCCCUAGAGACCUUCAUCGCGAGCUUCCACAACGCGCCGAGCGGGCUGCUCUUCAACUCAGGCUUCGACGCAAACGUAGGCGUGCUCUCCUGCAUCCCGCAACCAGGCGAUGUCAUCAUCCACGAUGAGUACAUCCAUGCGAGUGCGCACGAGGGGAUGCGGUUAUCCCGCGCAGGCAGAAAAGUCCCCUUUGCGCACAGCUGUCCCCAGUCCCUAGAAGAUGUGUUAAGAAGGGAAGUUGAAAACGACGAGAAAUUGCAGAGUGGGGAACGGAACGUCUUCAUCGUCAUUGAGAGUAUAUAUAGUAUGGAUGGGGAUAUCGCGCCGAUAAGGGAGUUCGUGGAGGUGGUGGAGAGGGUGGUGAACAAGGGUAAGGGAAAUGCGUAUUUUAUCGUGGAUGAGGCGCAUGCUACCGGGGCUUUUGGACCGAGGGGUGCGGGCGUGGUGCAGGAGUUGGGGGUUGAGGAGAAGAUGUUUAUUCGUGUGCAUACGUUUGGGAAGGCGUUGGGGAGUCAUGGUGCGAUUGUGCUCUGCUGCCCCGAAACACGCGAAUACCUCAUCAACUACGCCCGCAGUCUCAUCUACACUACCGCAUUGGGGUUCCCGUUCCUGGCGUCGAUUCGGACGGCGUAUGAGAUGUUGGCGGAGGGGGAGACCGAAGAGUUGCAACGCAAUCUUCAACACCUCAUUGAAUACCUAGGCAAUCGUCUAGAUGCCCUCGGGUCCUGGGACCCUGCUAUCUUCGAAGUGGACCAUUUCCCGCGCUCGCCUAUCUUCUCGUUGCGCAGUCCGGUCCCGCGCCAGUUGGCGGCUGCGUGUCAGCGGAAGGGCUUCAUGGUGCAUCCGAUUAUGUCGCCGACGGUGCCCAAGGGGAAGGAGAGGGUGAGGGUGUGUUUGCAUGCGGGGAAUACGGUCGAGGAGAUUGAUGGGUUGGUGGAGACGAUUUUGGCAUGGUUGAACGGAAGGGAGAGUGAGAAGAGGGUGGCGAGGCUUUAG